Messenger RNA from Medioppia subpectinata, 639 nucleotides. Lineage: Eukaryota; Metazoa; Arthropoda; Arachnida; Sarcoptiformes; Oppiidae. The record is from the annotation of a GenBank genome assembly.
AUGAGCCAAGAACUACCAAACCUGGACUUUCCGCAUACAUUUAAUGAAGCUGAAAGCGAGAAAGAGAUGUUAGCCUUUGCCUACACUUUGGGCGAUAGAGUAAAGGGUUAUUUAGAGGCUGAACAACAACGAGACAACGCAAAUGGCUUAACAGUCGUCGCACAGUUCUACCAAGAUUCUAUGUCUGCCUUCAGUAAAAUUGUGCCAUGGUUAUUUGGCGAAUUGGAAAAAAUUGAUAAUCCCGUAAUAGCACACACGUUGAAUACAAUUGUGAUUGGUCAGUUUUAUGAUUUCACCACCAUGACCGAGCGUUUGUCUGAACUGCGGGCCGUUAAACCCCUGUCGGUCACCGGCAAUGAGCACAACCUUAUCAACCGAUUGAAUGCAUUGGAGAGCCGAGUGUUGGCCGCCGUCGAGGGCGCAAAAAAUAAAGGACUUAGAAUCGUUCGCAAUUUUCCCGUUAUGAACGCAUAUUACGAUAAGAUCAAUGCAUUUUUGAGCGCUGAGUUCCCCAAACUGAAUGAAGCAAUCGGUAACUUACCCUCAGCUUCACUCAGACAGCAAACCAUUCAACAACUGAUCAUCGAUUUGACACACUUGACCCAAAUACCAUUUAUGCUUUAAUUAUUAAUUAUUAUA